Messenger RNA from Gadus macrocephalus (Pacific cod), 5306 nucleotides. Its product is annotated as myocardin-related transcription factor A-like. The transcript has 16 exons. Bases 577 to 4233 code for a protein of 1218 amino acids. Gene Ontology annotation, biological process: smooth muscle cell differentiation. The record is from RefSeq and is a predicted model, not a curated record. NCBI's taxonomy places the organism in Eukaryota, Metazoa, Chordata, Actinopteri, Gadiformes, Gadidae.
CUGUGCAGAGACUUCUGCUCUGAUGGUUCUCAUCAUGGUUCAGAGUGCAGCAUCACCGCAUCCCAGCCCUCGGCCAUAGCCCUUUCAGUUCCUCCUCCCUCCGUCUCUCUUGACCGCUCUUCUGUUGCUCUCCAUCUCUCUCUCAUUCUAUCUCUAUACGUCUACCUCUCUCUUUCUAUUCAUCUAUCUCUAUCUCACUCUACCUCCCUCUUUCCUCCUCCUCGAUCUUUCUCUUUCUUUCUAUUUAUCUUUCAACCUCUCUUUCUCUAUAUGUCUGCCUCUCUUUAAUCAUCUUUCUAAUCAUCUUUCUCUAUCUCACUCUACCUCCCUCUUUCCUUCUCCUCCCUCUUUCUAUCUCUCUUUCCACCUCUCUUUGUCUUUCGAUCUAUCCAUCGCUCUGUCUUUCCUCCUACCUCUCUCUGUCUCCUUAUCUUCUCUCUAUCUCUCUCUCUCCCACCAGCGCUGAAAAGCCCGGCAGCCUUCCACGAACAGAGGAGGAGUCUGGAGAGAGCCAGGACGGAGGACUACCUGAAGAGGAAGAUCCGCAGCCGCCCCGAGCGAUCCGAGUUGGUCAGGAUGCACAUCCUGGAGGAGACGUCAGCGGAGCCGUCCCUGCAGGCCAAGCAGCUGCAGCUCAAGAGGGCCAGGCUGGCCGACGACCUCAACGACAAGAUCUCCCACCGGCCCGGCCCCAUAGAGCUGGUCCACAAGAACAUCCUGCCCGUGGUGUUGGACGCCCUGCCCGAUUCUCCGAAGGGUGCCGGAGGGGAGAGCUCAUUGGACGAGGACAGCAGCGAUGCCUUGUCCCCUGAUCAGCUGACCAAUCACGACUCUCCUUUGGGCUCCAUUCCCCAGCUGUCCCCCUCUGACAUGCUGACCCAGAACGGAGACAUGUCCCCCUCCCAGUUCCUCUCACAGCCUCCCCCACCUCCUCCGCCCCCUCCCCCCCUGCUGACCAACGGCAUUGACUCCUCCUUGUCUCAGAGGCUGACCAAUGGGACGGCGGCGCCGGCUAACUCCCGCCCACUGACCAGCCAGGCCAAGUCCAAGAGCAGCUCAGACCGACCUCCACAGAGAUCCAAGAAAGCCAAAGACAACAAACCCAAGGUGAAGAAGCUCAAGUACCACCAGUACAUCCCCCCCGACCAGAAGGCGGACAAGGAGCCGCCGCCCCAGCUGGACUCCUCCUACGCCAAGAUCCUCCAGCAGCAGCAGCUCUUCCUCCAGCUACAGAUCCUCAACCAGCAGCAGCAGCACUACAACUACCACACCAUCCUGCCUGCCCCGCCCAAACCACCAACGGAGACGACCCCGUCAACAAAAUCAGGCCCCUCCCCUUCCCGGAGUGUAUCCACGACGACGACGGGGACCCCCUCCAAUCAGAGCGGGCCCCACCGUCAGAGCCAAACAGCACCAGGUGGAGCCAAACCAAGCACUUUACCGGCCAACCUCGACGAGUUCAAGGUCGCCGAGUUGAAACAGGAGCUGAAGCUCCGGGGUCUGACCGUGUCCGGCACGAAGAUCGACCUCAUCGAACGCCUCCGAAACUACCAGGAGCAGAACGGGGGCGGAGCCCUGAAGAACGGCCAAUCGCAGCCCGCGCAACCACUCGGCCACAACGCCACGCCCGCUCCCAACGCACUCCACCAAUCAGGAGAGGGCCUGACCAGGGUGCCGUCGUUCUCAUUGGCCCAGGGGCCCGUGCCGGGGCGGGUCAUGCGCUUCGGCAGCACCAGCUCCAGCCCCCCCGUGUCGCCCACGCCGUCGGAGCGCUCGCUGGCCGGGAUGAGCCCCGACGAGACCAGCUGCAGCGGCGACGCCUUCGGGGAGAUGGUCAGCUCCCCCCUCACCCAGCUCACCCUGCAGCACUCCCCCCAGAACCCCUCGGGCGCCUCCCCCCUCUCCCAGGUGAAGGAGGAGCACCACAGCCCCUGCAGCCUGUCCCGGCCCUCGCCCGGCCGCGGCGCCGCCCCCCCCGCCCCGACGCCGGAGCCCCAGGACGCCGCCGGCUCCCGGGACAAGGACCAGAUGCUGCAGGAGAAGGACAAGCAGAUCGAGGAGCUCACCCGCAUGCUGAAGCAGAAGCAGCGGCUGGUGGAGACGCUGCGCUCGCAGCUGGAGCACAAGGCCCCGGCGCCCGCCGCCGCCGCCGCGGCCGAGGCCAAGCCCCAGACGCUGUUCAAGGCCUCGGUGCUGCAGCCGCCCACGCUGCCCAACGGCAUGCUGGUCCGGAUCAAGAAGGAGGUCAAGGAGGCGGAGCACCACCACCAUCAGCACCGCCAGGAGGACGAGGACGAGGAGGCCAUGGAGGGGGUGACGGAGGAGGCCCAGGCCCGGCGGGGGGGUCAGCCCACCCAGUGCUCUCAGGAGACGCUCCUGAAGCUGCAGCAGAUCCGCAGGAUUCAGGUGCAGCAGGCGGAGCAGCAGCAGCUGCUCAAGCAGCAGCUCCUCAAGCAGCAGCAGCAGCAGGCAGUAAAGCAGCAGCAGCAGGUGGUUCAGCAGCAGCAGGCGGUAAAGCAGCAGCAGGCGGUCCAGCAGCAGCAGCAGCAGGUGGUUCAGCAGCAGCAGGCGGUAAAGCAGCAGCAGCAGCAGGCGGUCCAGCAGCAGCAGCAGCAGGCGGUCCAGCAGAAGGCUGCCGAGGCCAAGCAGCCGCCAGCCCCCCGGCCCGCGGGCCAGAAGACGGCGGGCGGCCAGCAGCUCCUGCUGCAGCAGCAGCAGAUCCAGCAGCUCAUCAUCCAGCAGACGCAGCAGAAGCACCUGCAGGCGCAGCAGAGGCUACUCGCCCAGCAGAAGCUCAGCGCUCAGGCCAAGCAGAGCAAGCCGGCGCACCACAGCCCCACCAAGGCCCCGGCCCAGGCCCCGGCCCAGGCCCCAGCCCAGGCCCCGGCCCAGGCCCCGGCCCAGGCCCGGGUCCAGGUCCAGGCCCAGGCCGGGCCGCAGAAGACCCCGCUGCAGCUCCGGCAGGUGGAGGUGCAGGUGCAGAAGCCCCCCGGGGCUCUGGUGCAGCUGAAGAGACCGCCGCGGGCCCCGCAGCCGUCCACGGCCCCCCCGGCUCGACAGGUGGGCCCGGUCUUCAUCAACCAGCUGAACAGCUCCCAGAUGCCCACCCAGACCAUCUCCCUGGACCUGCUCAAGGCCAACGGCACGCCCACGCUGGUCACCGACGGCAACGGAAACCACUACCUGGUGGCACUGACCAGUAGCACCAGUAACACCACGGACACUCAGAGCAAAGUGUCCCCGGGGAAAAGCAACGGGCGCAUCAUGCUGCAGAGACUACAGUCCACUCCAAACAAACUCCCCAGCCAAGCCAUCAACCCCCCCCCUGCGGACCCCAAGUCCAGCGAGCCCCCCGUGCAGCCGGCGCCGGUGGACCCGUCCGUCAAAAAGGUGCUGAAGGCGGGACUUCACCUGGAGACCAAUGGCGCGCCAGAACCCAGCCAGUCGGUCUCCGCCCCCCCCAGCCUGCAGCCCUUCUUCGAAGACAUGGCCGACAGCGAGUGCCAAAGCACCCUCAUCUCAUCCUUCAAGAGCGAGGAGGCGUGUCCAACCUACGACCGCCACGCCCUCUUCACCCCUCCCUCCCCCAAACCCAAAUCUCCCUUUUCCACCCAGCGCCCAAAAGAGAACGGCCUGAACAGCCAGCAGAUGGACGACCUGUUCGACAUCCUGCUGAAGAGCGGAGAGAUCUCUGGCUUCAAGGCCAACCCGGACCCCUCCCUCGCCCACCUCCACUCCGGCCCCCACUCCCCGGCCUCCCCCCCGCCGCUCUCCCCCCUGCACCUCUCCCCCCCGUCCCCCCCGCCCCCGGGGACCCCGCCCGGCCGGGUUCCCGCGGCGACGGGCGGCCGCCUCGAGGACUUCCUGGACGGCCCCUCGCUGCUGGGGGCGGGGCCUCUGACGCUGAUGGACGAGCUCCACAGCCAGAUGCUGGGCUCGGCCGGCCUGCUGGAGCACGCCCACUCCCACUCGCCCAUGGACACCUCGGACCUGGGCUACUCCGCCCACCACCCCUCGCCCAGCCUGGGCUUCGAAGACCCCACCCUGGACAGCAUGGACUGGCUGGACAUCUCCAUGGCGGGGGGGCCGGUGGUGGGCGGGGACGACGGGGGCGUGGCCGGGAGCCGGGGGACGGGGCUCGGGCCCUUGGCUCCGCCCACUCCUCCCAGCGUGUUCUCUGCGGACUUCCUGGACAGCGCAGACCUGCAGCUCCACUGGGAGUCGUGCUUGUAGCGCACAGUGACCCUAACCCCCCCCCCCCCCCCCCCCCCCACACAUACACACGAGACACACGCAAACGCAGACAGACACGCACACACACACACACGCGUGAGUUCUUGUCCUGCUUUGCGGUCACACUUUAGUGUCUAAGUGCCGUCUCCCAACACGCGUGCAGAACCACUCCCUCUAUACUGUCUCUACCACUGACACACACACACACACACACACACACACACACUCCCUUUGGGUCACAUGCAGGAGGUUAGGAAUGUAAUAUUUUCCCGGUCAUUCCUGCUGAACUGAGGGACACUAAAAGGGAGUCGGCCAUCUUGGAUGUGAGGAGAUCCAACAGGUUGAUCCUCUGUCGGCCAUUUUGGAGCCAGCUGUUGUCUCCCAAAACCUGCUGAUCAAUAAGACGCCUCGUUAAACGCCACAGUGGUUUCAGUUUCACUGUGAGAGAGACGAGAGUCUGUGGUUAUUCCCCACCUCACCUGAGAAGGUAGAAAAAGCAAAAGAAUGAAACGCAGGCAGCAAACUGUGUGUGUGUGUGUUUGUCUGUGCCCCACUAACUUUGCACUUACGCUGAAUUUGAUUGGUAAAAAAAGAUUAAGGGAGGCAGCUAAACUCUACAGCCCAAUGAGGAUAGGUGACUUAGUUCGUAAGCCCCUCCCCAUCCUUGUGAUGUAUCCAAUCCGCUGUACCCCUGUAGCUGUUUACAACAGUGCGACCACACACGCACACACACACACACAUACACACACACACAGUAGAUCAAGCGCUAAACACAGUGUCAUGAGUUUUAAAAAAAAAACAGUUGCUGAUGAAAGUCAUCGGCGACAGCCAUUGGUCGAAGGCCUUGAGGUGUGUGUAUAGUAUUACCUGGGAGGAGUCUUCUUGGCAGACCACUAUGCAUUGCUGUAUAUGGGGUGUAUAUUAUCUAAUGUCCAUAAAUGAAUAUUUUUCUUUUCUUUCUUGGUUGCUUUGAGUGGAGCUAGCUGGGCAAGGCCAGGUUUCAAAACAGCUUGGACUCAACUUUUGUUAUUUUUUAAAAGUGUUCAAGAAAAUAAAUAUGCAAUGUAAACUUA